Molecule: messenger RNA, 1383 nt
Organism: Symbiodinium sp. CCMP2592
Lineage: Eukaryota; Dinophyceae; Suessiales; Symbiodiniaceae
Source: the annotation of a GenBank genome assembly
AUGCCAAAUUCCGAGUUGUCCAAGCUGAGCUGCGACCACUGCGGCUGUUUAGGGGCACUCCUCCAAUGUGGCCGAUGUAAGGAGGUGGCAUACUGCAACUUUACCUGCCAGAAAAAUGGAUGGAAGCUGCACAAGCUCUGCUGCGGCAAGGCAGCUGCAGCACCGCAGCAGGCGAGCAAAAGCAAAGCCGCAACUCCUCUGCCAGAGUCAGGGAAGCCGGAGCCGCCAGCGGCUCCAAAGGCGCCGAAGGUGGAGUGGUCCUCCUCCGCCGCUCCACUUCGAACGCUGCCCCGGGUUCGAGUGGCCAAGUUGGGGACCUAUCGGCCCAAGGUGGAGGACUUCUUCGACCGUGGGGACCUCGAACCUGGCUUGGCAGUAGCCGGGAAGCCGAAGAAGAGUUCGGGCUCGGGUGGCUCUGACGCCUUCAACUACAGCAAGUGGGAUAAGAUGGGGGACAGCGACGACGAGGGGAAGAAGACGAAGGUUUUCGGGACCUCACACCGGCAACCCAUGCAUGGACAGCCGAUGGGCGCGACACCGGCCCGCAAUCCAAAAGCGGACGGGAACAGCCGUGUGUCCACGGCCCAAUCUAAGCAGGAAGCCAGGUCGGCCCUCGAAGAGGCCGAGAAGUUCCUGCAUGCCGUUGCCGCCGAGGUGUUGCAUCAAGCAGGCACGAUGGGACCAGGCAGCGUUUGGGCUUUGGGGCCGGAAGGAGAGAAGACUGCCCGUCGGUGCAUCCGGAUCCUGAACAAAGACGUCCUGCCUGUCCUCCCUGAUGACUCCUUGGCCACGUUCUUGCACGGCUCGGCAAAUUAUUUUCUUCGUCGUGCCACAGAUGCGCGCGACCACGAGAAGUCGAAGGUGGCAGCUUCCGCAAAAGCCUCGCUGCUGCAGGUUCACCGUGAUGCCACGCUCAACGAGGCGUACAGGGAGAAUGCCUGCGACUUCUUGGCAGCCCUCUUCGAAGACGAUGGGGAGUUGCAGAAAGCUAAAGAGAUGGAGCGCAUGGUGGAAUCCUACCGAAAUGGUGAGGGAGGAAAGGUGGAAGCAUCUGAUAGCCAGCCCCAAACGCCAGUUCCGAGUUCCUUUGCUGUCGCCCGAUCCUUCGACAGCCAGGGUUGUUGGUCGGGCUUCGCAACAUGCAGAUGGCAGGGCCGGAGGGUUCGUCAACGGCACAUCAGAGCAAAGCAGGAACAGAAUAUCAGCAUGCGCUUCGAGGGCUACGGCACCAAAGAUGUAGACACUAUUUGUGCGGCGAAAGAGGGCUACGGCGCAAAAGGCGUCGACACCAUUUGCAAGGCGAAAGCCAUUCCGUCUAUAGAAGAGGUUUUAGCUCAGUUAGAUCGGGAGGACGAAGAGGAGAUCGAAGAGCUUCUGUAUUAA